Molecule: messenger RNA, 3139 nt
Organism: Pseudogymnoascus destructans
Lineage: Eukaryota; Fungi; Ascomycota; Leotiomycetes; Thelebolales; Thelebolaceae
Gene: RDH54
Product: helicase
Exons: 2
Coding region: 125-3139 (1004 amino acids)
Biological process (GO): reciprocal meiotic recombination; double-strand break repair via homologous recombination
Cellular component (GO): nucleus
Molecular function (GO): DNA translocase activity; ATP binding; ATP-dependent chromatin remodeler activity
Source: RefSeq, a predicted model, not a curated record
CUUCGUCUGAUACUCCAAACUCUUCCAUACCAAGGCUCCAGUUCCAUCUCGAACAACCCCUGCAAACCCAAGUCACGUGCUAUCGCGUCCCUCGCGUCGCGUAAACUGCGCUCACGUAUUUACGAUGGACAUCUACCACUGGCGUCGCCAGAUCCCACGCAACCGCUUCUACGACAUGUGGAACAAGCCCUUCAAGCCGCCGUCGAUGCGGCCACGGCCGGUGGAGGCGAAGAAGCCGCGGUCUCGAGACGACGGGGUGGAACGCGUGGAGGCUACGCCGUCGCCGCCGGGGAGUCCUGUGGGAGGGAAGAAGGGGAUUAAGGUGUGGGAGCAUCCUGCAGCGGGGGCCGGGAGACCGUUGUCGCAGGCGUCGGCGGCGGUGAAUGUGCCGAGGAAACCGUUGGUGGUUAAGCAGGGAUAUGGGGGGGGGGGAAAGAAGGGGGGAUUUGAUGAGGAUGCGCCGAAGGGGUAUUAUAAUGUUAUGUGGCGCAAGUAUAGUACGAAGAAACACAAGACGUGGGAUGGGGAUGGGGUGCUGCUCGUGUGGAAUGGGAAGGCGAGGUUGGUGGACCUCGAGGCGAGACAGCUGGCUGAGACGAGGUGUUAUGAGACGUUCCUGCCGGAGAGUACGCUGAAUAUUGGAGGGAGGGAGGUGGAGAUUGUGUCGCUCAUCCCACGAGAAGAUUAUUACGCUGGCAAGCCGUUCACAAAUACGGCGCAAGUAUCUGCGCGGCCGACUACGGUGGAAGGGCCGACACCGAAACAGGUACCGAGUUUCCAGCCGUUGAAGCGCAAGUCGGGCGAUAUCGAAGGCUCGAGUAGGAAUAAGGCGAUUAAGGUGGAGGAUGGAGACUCUCCUGGCGCGGCGCCGGCGAAGAACUUUUAUGGCCAGUCGUCGCUCAAGCAGGAGUUUAAGAGUCCUGUGGUUGCGUCGACGGUCGUGCCGCAGGGGAAGAAGGGGGUGCCUACUCCGCGCCAUGAUCCGCGCGCGCCGGGGGCGUUGGUUAUGAAGCGACCCAAGGAUUGUCCAAAAGGAAAGCAGAUAGUCGAUGUUGUCGUUGACCCUCUGCUCGCGAAGAAGCUCCGGCCGCAUCAGCGGGAGGGCGUGAAGUUCCUUUACGAGUGUGUGAUGGGGCUUCGCGAUUAUGGCGGGGAGGGGGCGUUGCUAGCCGAUGAGAUGGGCCUGGGUAAGACGCUGCAGAGCAUUGCUCUUAUCUGGACGUUGCUGAAGCAGAAUCCGUAUGGGGGUGGGGGUGUGAUCAAGAAGGUGCUGGUGGUGUGCCCGGUGACGCUCAUUGACAACUGGAAGAAGGAGUUUAGGAGCUGGCUGGGCAGUAUUAAUAUCGGCGUUAUGGUUGCGGAUGGCAAGAUGAAGAUCACGGACUUUACGCAUGGUGCGAGUUAUAGCGUGUUGAUUGUGGGGUAUGAGAGGAUGAGGGGUAUUGCUGAAGAGUUGGGCCAGGGAGCGGGGGUUGAUCUUGUUAUUGUCGAUGAGGGUCAUCGGCUCAAGAAGGAAACCAACAAGGCCGCCCAGGCUAUCAAAGGUCUCUCAACGCUCAAAAAAAUCAUCCUGUCUGGGACUCCCUUGCAGAAUGAUCUCACGGAGUUCUUCGUUAUGGUUGAUUUUCUCAACCCAGAUCUUUUCAAGUCGGCCAGCUCCUUCAAGAAGAAUUUCGAAACGCCAAUUCUAAGGAGUAGACAACCUAAUGCGAGUGAAAGGGAAAGGGAGUUGGGUGAGGCGAGGCAAGCUGAACUCUCCGAAAUGACCCAGCAGUUCAUUCUUCGAAGGACGGCCGAGGUCCAGGCGCAUUUCCUCCCACAGAAAACUGAAUUCGUGGUCUUCUGCAAGCCAACCACGGCACAGGCGCAGAUAUAUGAGGAGAUACUGGAGUCUCCUGCGUUUAUGGGUGCCCGUAAUGGGUACAAGGCGGCUCAAGCACAGGCUUUGGGGCUAAUCAAUAUUCUGAGAAAAGUAUGCAACUCUCCUCAACUGCUUCUCCCAUCGAGCAAGAAGUCGGCAGCGAAGCGUGUAGGCGAGGAUGCAGAAGACGCCGUGGAGGGUAUCUCAGAAGAAAGACUAAAGGCGCCCCUCCUCGCCACAAGCACGAAGAUGCGCGUCCUCGACGGCCUCCUCAAAGCCAUCGCCGAAGACCCGCACAACACCAAAGAGAAAGUCGUCAUAGUCUCCAACUUCACCGCCACGCUUGACCUCCUCCAAAAACACCUUGCGCAGCUCAGCCUUCCCCUCCUCCGCCUCGACGGCGACACGCCCACCAACCGGCGCCAGGACAUCGUCAACGAAUUCAACAAGACAUCUGCCAGGAAGAACUUUGCGCUGCUCCUCUCCGCUAAAGCUGGCGGCGUGGGCCUAAACCUCGUCGGCGCCUCGCGUCUCAUCCUCUUCGAUGUCGACUGGAACCCCGCGACGGACCUGCAAGCCAUGGCGCGCGUCCACCGGCCCGGCCAGGAGAAGCCGACUUUCAUCUACCGCCUUCUCAUGGCGGGCGGUAUGGAUGAGAAGAUCUACCAGCGCCAGCUUACGAAGAAGGGACUUGCGGAUAGUAUUGUAGAUAAUAAGAAGAACGGGGCUGUGUUCUCGGCUGAUGAAUUAAGAGAUCUCUUCACACUCGAUACCACUUCAGAUUGCAAGACCCACGACCUUCUUGGCUGCAACUGCGGCGGUCGCGCAGCGGACCCUGUCGUUGACGAGCCGACCGAGGCACCCGUCGAGGACCCCUCUCCCGCUCCCGCUCCCGCCCCGGCCUCGGACGCCUCCGCCUCAGACUCCGACGACGACCUCCCCCUCAACCCCUGCGACUCCCGCCGCCGUCGCCAACCCCGCCCAACCCUCAUCCCCGCCUCACAAUACGACUGGCAAGCUGAAGCCGCCCGCGAAGCCGCCUCAGCAGCCGAGCGUCGACGUCUGCAUGCCGCGGGUAACAUGGCGAGCCUGCUAGAAUACGAGCAUAUCGAUACGGCGGCGCUGAGGGAGCCGCUGGAUGUGUUUGGGGUUAAGAGGGAGGGGGUUGAGGAGGUGGAGGGGAGGGUUGGGGAUGAGGUGCUUUGUGGGGUGCUGGGGGAGGGGGGGAGGGGGGUGAGUUUUGUUUUUGUGAAGAGGAGUGGGGAGAAGGAUGAGUAG